Esox lucius (northern pike) is the source of this 2943-nucleotide messenger RNA. It is a transcript of the gene ythdc1, whose product is annotated as YTH domain containing 1. Gene Ontology annotation, biological process: mRNA splicing, via spliceosome; regulation of alternative mRNA splicing, via spliceosome. Gene Ontology annotation, molecular function: mRNA binding; N6-methyladenosine-containing RNA reader activity. The record is from RefSeq and is a predicted model, not a curated record. Bases 222 to 2438 code for a protein of 738 amino acids. Gene Ontology annotation, cellular component: nucleoplasm. NCBI's taxonomy places the organism in Eukaryota, Metazoa, Chordata, Actinopteri, Esociformes, Esocidae. The transcript has 16 exons.
GGUUUAGCCAGCGGCAUUGUGGGUAAACGCUUUGCAGCAGGAGGGAUGCGGUUGAUCCGCCAUUUUACCAGCUAUGAUGUUACACACAUACAGUAAACAUUGAGUGGAACCCCAUCAGUUAAUGACAUUGAGCAAAUUCUGUAGUUAGGUAUAGGGCAACCGUGAGAGGAGGCAAAACGAGUCCUCUAAAGGUGAGCGGAAAGCAGGGAAAGGGGCGGAAGAUGGCGGUUGACAGGCGAGACGAGAAAGAUGGAGAGCUCAACGUGCUGGAAGACAUCCUUACUGAGGCCCCUGACCAGGACGAUGAGCUCUAUAACCCCGAGAGUGAACACGACGUCAACGAGAAAAAAGGAUCCAAGAGGAAGAACGACCGUGGCGAUAACCAUGAACUGAAGCGUCUGCGGAGUUCCACUCACCCCAGCUGCAGCAGACAGCCCACUAAGAGAUCUGCCCCGUCGGGCGGAGCCAGUGGCAAAAAGCCUGUGAACCCUCGGGGGGGGAGACACCCCUCUGACUACAAGACAGAAGAUUACUACGAGGACAGGAAGAGCCAUCCGUUGAGAGCUAGUGGGGCCCCGAGGGGUGAGCCUCCUAAAUCAGCGCGCUCUGAGAAGCCCAUGAGCAGCAGAAGAGAACCAGACCGACAACCAGAGAGACAGAGAAUUAAACCUCUCAUGCCAGAGCUCAGCUCAGAGAAACUGAGACGUCAGGAGAGUGUCGGCAGAGUAAGCCCUUCCUCCAAGGAGGAGGUAGAGGAAGAGGAGUACGCGUCAGACCAGGAGACGGGCAGCACGGCCCAUUCCUCCGAUGGGAACCAAUCCAACAUGGAGGAGGAGGAGGUGAUGGAGGAGGAAGAGGAGGAGGGAGAGAAGGGCCCGGAGGAAGAGGAGGAAGAGGAGGACGAAGAAGAUGAGGAAGAAGAUGGCGAGGAGGAAGAGUACGAGCUGGAGGAAGGGGAUCAGAGGGCUGCAAAUGAGACCAAUGAUUAUGAUACUCGUAGUGAAGCCAGCGACUCCCAGUCUGAAUCGGUGUCCUUCUCUGAGGGAGAGUCGGUUCGCUCCGGGUCAGGAUCCGACGCCUCAGAGGUGGGAAGCUCAGCGACGAAGCACGGGGAUAGAGGGAUUUCUCCUGUGGUGUUUGAUAGAGGUGGAAGCUCAGCUUCAGUGUCUAUUUCAGGUUCGGAGAAGAAGCAGGACAAGCUGUCCUCGUCGGUUAGAGCUGUCCGCCGAGACCAGACCAGCAAGCUGAAGUAUGUCCUGAGAGAGGCACGCUUCUUCCUGAUCAAGAGCAACAACCAUGAGAACGUCUCCCUGGCUAAAGCCAAGGGGGUGUGGUCCACUCUGCCUGUUAAUGAGAAGAAGCUCAACGCUGCCUUCCGAUCAGCACGCAGCGUCAUCCUGGCGUUCUCAGUCAGGGAGAGUGGAAAGUUCCAAGGUUUUGCCAGGCUGUCCUCGGAGUCUCACCACGGAGGAUCUCCUAUCCACUGGGUCCUGCCGGCUGGGAUGAAUGCCAAGAUGCUGGGUGGGGUCUUCAAGAUUGACUGGAUCUGCAGACGGGAGUUGCCGUUUACUAAAACGGCUCACCUCUCCAAUCCAUGGAAUGAAAACAAGCCUGUAAAGAUUGGUCGAGAUGGACAGGAGAUCGAGCCAGAGUGUGGGAUGCAGCUGUGCCUGUUGUUCCCGCAGGAUGAGACCAUCGACUUGUAUCAAGUUAUUCAUAAAAUGAGACACAAGAGGAGGAUGCCUUCCGAGCCGCGCUCUCGGGGACGCCCACCGCACAGAGACCCCACCCACAGAGACCCCGCCCACAGAGACCCCGCCCGCGGAGACCUGGGAAGGCGUCGGCCAGAGGAAUAUGACCUACACAGCAGGAAACGCCCUAGGAUUGAAUAUCCUGCAGAGUUCCCGCAACGACCAGGCUUUAUGUCGGAUCCACGAAACCCGCCUGUUGACCGGCGGUUCCCUGCUGGAGUAAGAAGAGAUGUGUUUCUUAAUGGGUCCUACAAUGACUACAUGAGGGAGUUCCAUCACACCAUUGGACCCCCUCCUCCUUGGCAAGGAAUGGCGCCCUACCCCGGGAUGGAGCAGCCUCCUCAUCACCCCUAUUACCAUCCUCCCCCUCCUCAGGCCCACCCCCCCUACUCCGGCCAUCACCCCGUUCCACACGAUGCCCGGUUCAGGGAGAAAAGGGUUGUACGCUCCUUCAGCUCCAGCCUGCAUGACUACGACAUGAGAGUGGAUGACUUCCUGAGACGGACCCAGGCUGUGGUGUCUGGCCGUCGCAGCCGCCCCCGGGAACGAGACCGGCAGAGGGAACGCGAGCGGCCCAGAGAUGCGCGCCGGGACCGGGACAGAGACCGUGGUCGUGAGCGUGACCGGGAGAGAGAUCGGAUUCGGGAUAGAGAGCGGGAGAAGGAGAGGGGGCGCUACAGAAGAUAAGCAAGGGGCGAAAUUAAAUAAAAUUGCAAUUCCUGCGGUGGUUUUGUUUACCGUGCUGUUUUCUUUUUAUUAAGCUGAACUGUAUCUUUUAUGUGAUUGUUUGUUUGUUUUUUUACAUUAUGUUCUGAAGUCAAGUCGCAACCUCAUGUGGAUCAUGCAUGCAGUGUAACUGAACAAACCUGGAGGGCAAAAACCAAAAAUUCAUAUUUUAAACGUUUUGGGCUUGAUUCUAUUAAGAGAAGUUGGGUGUUUUUUUUUAGACACUACCCAGUAUCCAGACAGUACCCAACUUUAAAUGUUUAAUGCCAGUCUUGUGUUUCAGAAGGGAUUGUUUGAUCUUGCACUUGCCACAUUGUCUGUGGUAUUUGUAGUUGUCCAUGGUUCAUGUGAAGAUCUUGCCACUAAAAGGGGUACAGUUGACUUGUACUGAUUCUUAAUUGGCAGUGUUGUAGCGAGUCCCAUUAUACAGGCCUUUUACUUUUUUUUUUUUCUAGUGUUUGACUUG